Messenger RNA from Aureobasidium vineae, 216 nucleotides. Lineage: Eukaryota; Fungi; Ascomycota; Dothideomycetes; Dothideales; Saccotheciaceae. The record is from the annotation of a GenBank genome assembly.
AUGCCCAGAAAGGACGGCAUAACCGCCACCUCCGAGAUUCGCGCUUUGGAGACGUCGGGAAAGUUGCAACGAAAACAUAUCAUCGUUGCAUUGACUGCUGUCGUGAACACGGAGUCUAGAGCUAAGUUCAAAGAGGCAGGAGCUGAUGAUUUCUUGGCCAAGCCGUUGAGUUUGGGUGGGUUGAAGGAUGCGUUGGCUGUGCAUUUGGGGUGUUAA